Molecule: messenger RNA, 17898 nt
Organism: Coregonus sp. 'balchen'
Lineage: Eukaryota; Metazoa; Chordata; Actinopteri; Salmoniformes; Salmonidae
Source: the annotation of a GenBank genome assembly
ACAGCAUCCAUCCUUGUCAAAUAUGAAGACGCAAAUUCUGAACACAAAAGUAAAGUAUUUCUGAAUAUUUUUUUGUAGUGAUUAGUAAUUAGUAUUUUGUCAAUAUAUAAUCAGUGUAUAAAAUACAGUAUAUACUUUUAAAACACAAAUUAUAUUCUUAAUAAUAAACUCACUUAAACUUAGGGGAUAUUUUAAGGGUUCACACUUUAUUGGUAUUUUUUUUAUGCAGAGAUCUACCCAGCAAAGAUCUUUGGACCGUCUAAUGUGGCUGAAGGGGUAAAAGUCCAUUUGAAAUGUAGCACUACUGGCAUCAGAGGACACCAGGACAAUGUAAAUGUUUACCUUUGCAAGAAUGGAGUUGGGAUAAGAAUUGCAGCGCUGGACAACAGUGAAGAUGAAACCAUUUUCACCAUGAAGGAUGUUACAAAAGAAGACUCAGGCAACUACAGCUGUGUCUACAUCAGAGAUAAACUUCUACCGGAUCAAGUGAACUCAACAGGAGAUUAUCUAGUCUUUCAGGUCUACGGAGAUGGAGAUUUGGAAGGUAAGAUUCUGACAAUGUUUGUGUAAAUUGUAUAAUGUAUGUUUUUAUUGAUUAGAUGCGAAGAUUGCUAUACUAUUAUAUUUGUCCAUUUGUUUCAAUGCAGUUAUUAGAGUAUUUGUCAAUUAAUAUUUUAUUUUGCCAAUAUAUUGCAUUGUAAAGAAGGGCUAUAUGUACUCUGAUACCAUUGUCUUACGUUAGAUAGUGUCGAUUCUGCCGGCACUGAUCUGUCUCGUAUCUCGCAAAGGGUAAUGGGAUAGAUCAAAAGUACUGUAGUUCAGCUACAAUGUGUUGUCUAACGUUCAGAAAUUUUAUCUAGGUGACAUCGUUUGCUGAACCCCAUUUCUGCCUCAUAACAGUCUGAAUUAAUCUAAGAUAAAACAAUAAAUCAGUCCAUCAUUUUGCUGUUUUUGUUGGUGAGGAAGACUUAGUCGCCCAAUUUUACAUCUAUCUAAGAAUUUCUGUGCUUCAAAAAGCAGUAUUUCUCAAGUUUGACAAUAAAGCUAGCAUAAAUGGGUCCAACAUUAGCAGCCUGCUAGUGCUAGCUGAGCCAGUCACUGAAAUGAUGCUGCAAACCAACCAGCUACCUGCUUAGUGCUGCACAAACAAUGUUGAAUGCUUUCAACAAAAGCUAGCUAGCAAGCUACUGUAGUAGUGCUAAUUCUAAAAUUAUUCUGAGUUUUCAUGAAGCAGCUGUUCUGCCGUGAGUCACUGAGUAGCCUCCCGUCCCGAGUCAGCCGCUGUGAUCAACAAAGCAAGGUAGAGCUAACUAGCUAUGUCAGUAAACUAGCAAGCUAACGUUUACAACAGUAAACUAAGCAGCUGAUCAAGUUGAAGUCAAUGCAGUGGAGACCAAUGUCCUUGCACAUAGUUUUUGCAGGAGAGAGUUUUUAUUUUGUCACGAUGACAAACUAUUAAAUCACUUUCACAACUUUUUUAAUAAUUUAGCUAGUUAUUCUGCCUAUUCAUGGAGAGUCAUACGAGAGCGCAGUGAUAUAAAAAUGUAGAACUAUGUUUUCAGUAUUUGAAUAGCGGAUGCUCAAUAUUCAAAUGUGAAUAUGAGUUCCACAUCCUACAAAACAGAUUAAUUGAGGGACGAGGAUCGCAUAGGAGUGACACAAUCUGACGUAAGACAAUGCUCUGAUACAGCAUCAAGUAAAACACCAGUCUAAUAUAUCAAUGGUCUUCACAGAGGGGCCAGAGAGUGGAGAAGAAGUUGGGGAAGCAUAUGGAGUUGAACAUGUGAGACUGGUCAAUGUAAUCCGAUUGAUAAGUUCAGCUGUUGUGGUCAUACUUCUUCUAACUCUAUUGACUGUUAGUUACUGCUGUCCAAAAAGGUAGGCUAAUCAUAAUGUGGCUUUCUGGAGGAGACAAACAUUAAUGAACUGACAGAUAAAUACUUUUUCUUGAGAAAUAUGUGGUUAUAUCAUAUAAAAUACAUGUUUUACUGUACUUACCACAUAUGGAACAAUUGUAAUUGAACCUACAAAGGGUUAUGCAUUUAAAACUGUUACUUCUACAGUGGGACACAUAAAGUACCAAAUGGUUGCACACACAGUCAGCUGAAUCUCUGACUGGUAGGAUGGGUGAUAGGUAAAGUGUUCAAUAAACUAUACAAACUGAGAAUUUUAUCAUAUCAACUGUAUUGAACUUGUAAUUUGCCAAAUUGGUUUACUGUUUGGAAUGUGGAAUAUGGCAUUUUCAUAAACCAACCUAUUAACAGUGAAGUUUAUCAACAUGUAAUUAUUGUUCUUUGGCGUAAAAUGAACAGUUUAGUAACAUAAGAUAUUUGUUUAUAUGCUGAAACUGUAGAUUAAUCAGUCCACUAGCAGUUCUGCAAGGAAAACCUGUUCAUAUUACUGUAAAUGUGAUAGUAAAUAAAUAAACAAAUUUGAUAUAAAAUUCUACAUGUUUAUGAUGAUUUCAUUUGACGUCUAUAUGGGCCUGUAUGUACCAGACUGUCUUCCUUAAUGGCACUCCUCUUGAACAUAAGGGUGUGACCACUGGCGUAGGGGAAACCUCCGCAGCCCCCAUAAGGCGGGCAGCCCACAAGCUUUGGGGGCCCAUGCGCCCGUCAUCUCACACCUAUGUCUAAAUUGUAUUACUUUUUAAAAUAAAUAAUUUUGACAGUAACCCUCCUUUUUAAUUUCCACAUGUAGCAAGUGAAGUAUUUGUGUUGUCCAGUCUACAUGGUAGUAGGUGAGUCAGACAGACAAUAUAGUUUUCAUGCAUCUAAUUAGCCUAUUUCUCAGGGGCAUCCCGCCUCGGCCUCCUCACCUACUGGGUAUCAAGUUUUAAAAAGUUACGUGAAUCAGGUUAUAUUCGGAUGGAGAGUGAUAAACAAAAUACCAAGUGGCAGUGGCGGUGCGUGGGUAAAAUCACCAGGGAAGGCAAGCCCCCCCCCAAAAAAAGAAAUAAGUCAUAUUACAACCUAUGUUGUGAUAAUUGCGUUGUUUGCUCUACAACCUGUUAGUUCAUAUGCCUUGACAACGUGAUAUAUAGGCCUAAGGCCGAGACAAUAAGAAGACACAGUGGCAGAAUAAAUUCAACCACACAUUUGUUUCGUUACAAAACCGGAGAGCAACAUCUGUCCGGUGAAGUCCACAAAGCAUAUUGCAUGUAACAAACAGUUACAUGACCUACAGCAUGGUCAAGCAAGGUAAUGUUUCAGACAUUUUCGUACUACUAAACAACUAUUGAUUUAGAACCACUGAAAGUUACCGUAAGUCGCAAGAAAACAAGAGCUGCCUCCACUAUUCCAGCACCAUUUCAACAUCAUCUAAUCACCUAUGCUUAGUCUAAUACAGUGACAACUAAAAGAUACCAAAAACUAUUUAGUCCAAUCAACGUAAGCUAAAUAUGAUGUGGCUGUCCAUGGUACUGAUUUCUGUGUGUGUGUGUAGGCAAGUAGAAAAAACAUGUUGACUCACCCUACUUGUAUAGAACGGCAAUGCCAUCUUCCUCUUUCAUGUUGCCUAAACGGUCCAUGACUCUGUCAUACAGUACACGCUUUUAGUGUUUGUUGUCCUAUGCUACCUGGCUAAAAUGAUUGCUUGCUAGCCUAACUUCCUUUCAUGGGCAAAGAUGCACCAGGCCAGCUAGUUAACAUUAGCUUACUACAUCUAGCUACAUGUUGAACUUACAUCCUCUCAGGCCAGGGGCACAAUGUAUGAAUACGCUGUUAUAAUCAUUGGCCAGCACGGAGAAUUAAGUAAAACCACAUGUCCAUAUCCCUAUCUCCAUCCAUGGCUAAUUUAGAAAAGGGAUGAUUUUAGCUAGCUAGCCACCAGAGGACAACGACACAACGAGAUGCAACAAUUCAAGUUUUUUUUUCUGUCAAUGACGUUUGGCUUCUGAUGUGAUGUGAUUGGUCUGAAGCCAAAUCCAAACUGGCUUCCCUUGACACUUUUUAUUUUGAUGCACCAGGACCAUUCACAGCUGAGCUCAUUCAGUUUAGCUCAAUGCUGAUUGGUUAUUAUUAUUAUUAAAACAUUUUAUCAAGGGAGGCCAAAUGCUCGCUGGCUUCCCUUGCAGUCAAUGCUACAGGCAAAAUCCUAUUUGAUCAAGCUCAUGCCAAAUUAACGAAGAUAACCACAUCAGCAAAGCUACCACCUCGUCCUCGACUGAUGAAACACCAUCACUGGUGGAAGCUAGUAGGCCUAUUUGUAUGCAGCAGUUAACACUAGCAGCCUCUCAGUCCUGACAGAGACAUCACUUCCCGGCCCAAGAAAUGACAGCGGCCUUGCUCCUCCUCUUUUUCCUCCCCUCGAAAAUAUUGACAGUUCUCCACAGAUAUUUAAAUGGAUGUAUAAGUGUGAAGCAUCCAGUUGGCAUUUUCACCCACGACAAAUAAAUUUAUUUGCAAAUUAUGGUGGAAAAUAAGUAUUUGGUCAAUAACAAAAGUUUCUCAAUACUUUUAUAUACCCUUUGUUGGCAAUGACACAGGUCAAAUGUAUUUUUUUUAUGCAGAGAUCUACCCAGCAAAGAUCUUUGGACCGUCUAAUGUGACUGAAGGGGUAAAAGUCCAUUUUAAAUGUAGCACUACUGGCAUCAGAGGACACCAGGACAAUGUAAAUGUUUACCUUUGCGAGAAUGGAGUUGGGAUAAGAAUUGCAGCGCUGGACAACAGUGAAGAUGAUACUAUUUUCAUCAUGAAGAAUGUUACAAAAGAAGACUCAGGCAACUACAGCUGUGUUUACAGCAGAGAUAAACUUCUACCCAGUCAAUUGAAGUCAACAGGGGAGAAUUUAGUAGUCUUUAAGGUCGAUGGAGAAUGGAAAGGUAAGAUUCUGUCAAUAUUUGUGUAUAAUGUAUGUUUGUAAUGAUAAGAUUGCUAUCCAUACUGUAUAUUUGUCCAUUUGUUGCAGUGCAGUUUGAAUAUUUGUCAUUCAGACACAUUUUCAGCCAAUAUAUUGCUUUGUAAAGAAAGGCUACGUACUCAAGACUCAGCAUCAAGUAAAACACCAGCUUCUACUUUACACCAGAGUCUAAUAUAUCAAUGGUCUUCACAGAGGGGCCAGAGAGUGGAGAAGAAGUUGGGGAAGCAUAUGGAGUUGAACAUGUGAGACUGGUCAAUGUAAUCCGAUUGAUAAGUUCAGCUGUUGUGGUCAUACUUCUUCUAACUCUAUUGACUGUUAGUUACUGCUGUCCAAAAAGGUAGGCUAAUCAUAAUGUGGCUUUCUGGAGGAGACAAACAUUAAUGAACUGACAGAUAAAUACUUUUUCUUGAGAAAUAUGUGGUUAUAUCAUAUAAAAUACAUGUUUUACUGUACUUACCACAUAUGGAACAAUUGUAAUUGAACCUACAAAGGGUUAUGCAUUUAAAACUGUUACUUCUACAGUGGGACACAUAAAGUACCAAAUGGUUGCACACACAGUCAGCUGAAUCUCUGACUGGUAGGAUGGGUGAUAGGUAAAGUGUUCAAUAAACUAUACAAACUGAGCAUUUUAUCAUAUCAACUGUAUUGAACUUGUAAUUUGCUAAAUUGGUUUACUGUUUGGAAUGUGGAAUAUGGCAUUUUCAUAAAUCAACCUAUUAACAGUGAAGUUUAUCAACAUGUAAUUAUUGUUCUUUGGCGUAAAAUGAACAGUUAGUAACAUAAGAUAUUUGUUUAUAUGUUGAAACUGUAGAUUAGACCACUAGCAGUUCUGCAAGGAAAACCUGUUCAUAUUACUGUAAAAGUGAUAGUAAAUAAAUAAACAAAUUUGAUAUAAAAUUCUACAUGUUUAUGAUGAUUUCAUUUGACGUCUAUAUGGGCCUGUAUGUACCAGACUGUCUUCCUUAAUGGCACUCCUCUUGAACAUAAGGGUGUGACCACUGGCGUAGGGGAAACCUCCGCAGCCCCCAUAAGGCGGGCGGCCCACAAGCUUUGGGGGCCCAUGCGCCCGUCAUCUCACACCUAUGUCUAAAUUGUAUUACUUUUUAAAAUAAAUAAUUUUGACAGUAACCCUCCUUUUUAAUUUCCACAUGUAGCAAGUGAAGUAUUUGUGUUGUCCAGUCUACAUGGUAGUAGGUGAGUCAGACAGACAAUAUAGUUUUCAUGCAUCUAAUUAGCCUAUUUCUCAGGGGCAUCCCGCCUCGGCCUCCUCACCUACUGGGUAUCAAGUUUUAAAAAGUUACGUGAAUCAGGUUAUAUUCGGAUGGAGAGUGAUAAACAAAAUACCAAGUGGCAGUGGCGGUGCGUGGGUAAAAUCAACAGGGAAGGCAAGCCCCCACAAAAAGUAAUGUUACAACCUAUGUUGUGAUAAUUGCGUUGUUUGCUCUACAACCUGUUAGUUCAUAUGCCUUGACAACGUGAUAUAUAGGCCUAAGGCCGAGACAAUAAGAAGACACAGUGGCAGAAUAAAUUCAACCACACAUUUGUUUCGUUACAAAACCGGAGAGCAACAUCUGUCCGGUGAAGUCCACAAAGCAUAUUGCAUGUAACAAACAGUUACAUGACCUACAGCAUGGUCAAGCAAGGUAAUGUUUCAGACAUUUUCGUACUACUAAACAACUAUUGAUUUAGAACCACUGAAAGUUACCAUAAGUCGCAAGGAAACAAGAGCUGCCUCCACUAUUCCAGCACCAUUUCAACAUCAUCUAAUCACCUAUGCUUAGUCUAAUACAGUGACAACUAAAAGAUACCAAAAACUAUUUAGUCCAAUCAACGUAAGCUAAAUAUGAUGUGGCUGUCCAUGGUACUGAUUUCUGUGUGUGUGUGUAGGCAAGUAGAAAAAACAUGUUGACUCACCCUACUUGUAUAGAACGGCAAUGCCAUCCUCCUCUUUCAUGUUGCCUAAACGGUCCAUGACUCUGUCAUACAGUACACGCUUUUAGUGUUUGUUGUCCUAUGCUACCUGGCUAAAAUGAUUGCUCGCUAGCCUAACUUCCUUUCAUGGGCAAAGAUGCACCAGGCCAGCUAGUUAACAUUAGCAUACUACAUCUAGCUACAUGUUGAACUUCCAUCCUCUCAGGCCAGGGGCACAAUGUAUGAAUACGCUGUUAUAAUCAUUGGCCAGCACGGAGAAUUAAGUAAAACCACAUGUCCAAAUCCCUAUCUCCAUCCAUGGUUAAUUUAGAAAAGGGAUGAUUUUAGCUAGCUAGCCACCAGAGGACAACGACACAACGAGAUGCAACAAUUCAAGUUUUUUUCUGUCAAUGACGUUUGGCUUCUGAUGUGAUGUGAUUGGUCUGAAGCCAAAUCCAAACUGGCUUCCCUUGACACUUUUUAUUUUGAUGCACCAGGACCAUUCACAGCUGAGCUCAUUCAGUUUAGCUCAAUGCUGAUUGGUUAUUAUUAUUAUUAAAACAUUUUAUCAAGGGAGGCCAAAUGCUCGCUGGCUUCCCUUGCAGUCAAUGCUACAGGCAAAAUCCUAUUUGAUCAAGCUCAUGCCAAAUUAACGAAGAUAACCACAUCAGCAAAGCUACCACCUCGUCCUCGACUGAUGAAACACCAUCACUGGUGGAAGCUAGUAGGCCUAUUUGUAUGCAGCAGUUAACACUAGCAGCCUCUCAGUCCUGACAGAGACAUCACUUCCCGGCCCAAGAAAUGACAGCGGCCUUGCUCCUCCUCUUUUUCCUCCCCUCGAAAAUAUUGACAGUUCUCCACAGAUAUUUAAAUGGAUGUAUAAGUGUGAAGCAUCCAGUUGGCAUUUUCACCCACGACAAAAUAUGGUGAUGAGAGGAAGCCCUGUGGCCGACAAUAGGAGAAGAUGGAGCCAGAUGGAUUUUGGCGGAUAUUAUGCAAAUGUAAUAAUCGAUUAAACAUUUGAUCUCAAUACAGUUAUCUGUUCCCAAAGCUAAUAAUAAAAAGCCAUUUAGCAGACGCUUUUAUCCAAAGCGACUUACAGUCAUGCGUGCAUACAUUUUUUUUGUGUAUGGGUGGUCCCGGGGAUCGAACCCACUACCUUGGCGUUCCAAGCGCCGUGCUCUACCAGCUGAGCUACAGAGGACCACAGCUAGAAUAUGUUACGAACAGAUUGGACUAAAUUUAGUAGAUUUAACCCUUUGCCAAAGUAAAAAACGCACACUUCACAGACUAGGCGUUCCCUAACGGAAAUAUGCAAAUACAUGCUAGAACUGCCCAAUAGGAUCUCGCUAGCUCCUGCUUGGCUCUUCCCCCCUCCUUGCUUGUUCUGCUCACUAUGACUCAUUUGUUCCCAUUGGAAACGACAGGCUGUGGUCGACCUUGGGAUAGUUAUAAAAAUCUUUGGUUCAUCUAGCGAGAGUGCCAGUCCUCCUUCUACGCCUUCUCCUGACGACUGCCAGAAACCCAGGGUCGCUCAUGAAAGCAACCCCCCUUCUGAGAACACUGAUAAGCCUACGAGUGAUGAGACAGGAAGUCCUGACAGCGUGACUGCAUAAUUAAACAAUCCCUAGUAAACUAUUGUUUUGACAGCGGAAUGAUUGUAUUAUUUGGCAUUAAUAGACUGGUUUUAUACAGCAGAAACUUUCAAUCCAAGCUGCGAGAGAGCACGAGGCCGGUAACGCCUUGAUCACACCGACAGCAUCAAUGCACAAAAUAGUAAGCAGCAUCAUCUGGAUAUGUGUGCAACAAAAGUUCAACAUUCACCUUCUGCUACCAUUUCUGUCAAGCCGUCUACGCAUACAGUUUGACGCAUACGUUCGAUAAAUCCAACUUAUGCGCCACACAGAACACACUGCAACUGCCUCUGCAACGCAAUGCUGCAAGGCAAACAAAUGUACAUCUGGUGUAACCAAAAUGCAAUGACGUUGUCGGUGUGAUCGAGAAGAAAGAGACAAUUUAUGCUUGAUCCGAAAAUGUGGUCGGAGGUGCCAUAUGGAGGGUGUGAAGCAGUUGGCAUGCAGAGGCUAAAUCUAGCUCCGUACAACAUUGCCGUGCACCUCUCAAAUGUUGUAACAAUGCGGAGGGCUCCAUAUAGCUCCGCAUUGACAACAUUUGUUGAUGGUAGGUGGGGGCGGGAGGUCCUGUAUAAACACAGACUCACUUCCUUGACAACUUCCCUCUCAACAGCUCUGCUCCACAAAGAGCAAGAAGUAUGAAUGCCCUCACUUCUGCAGAGGCCGUAUCACAGUAAAUGCUGUAGGGCCACUGCAGAUGAGGGAUUGACCAUGCAUAGCCUUUGAGGUAGGCUAUCAGCCUACAGGACAGUUGUAUAUUUACAGUUGUACAUUUGAAAGCUAAUAGGAAGACUGUGUUACACAUUGCAAAAAGAUCUAACACUGUCACUCCCCAUAGCUUACAAAGCUUAAAACAGACUCAAAUAUCAAAUGUUGUUUAAAACAAAUGUCCACUUGAGAUACCCAACCUACACUAUUAAUCACUACAUAUGAAUCCCACAGCCUCUACUCUCUAACUUUACUGACACAGUUAUCAAGGUGGCAGUGUACUAGAAAGUCAAAGAAGAUGAUAAAGUAGUAACCCUCUAUUAGGAUUAGACCCAUCCGUUUUAUACAUUUUGGAUAAUGUUUUACAGCUUUGUCAUUCUUUUAUUUUUAUUUUUUUAUCAGCUUAUUUAAUUAUUUCAUAUAUUUUACAUGUGAUAAAGCCACACAGAGGUCCAGAGAUUAUUACAGACACCUGUGAUAAUCUGAAGUAGAUUACAUAAAAUCUUUGAAAGAUACCAAUAUGCUGGUAGUUUACUGGUAAACUUUGAAAGUUUCCAGUAAUAUACCCUACCUUUGCAACCCUAAAUCUGAUUGAUAUGUUCAGAUAUGGUCAUACUUCUACUGACUGUAGUGACUGUUAGUUACUGAUGUCCGUAAGAAGUAGGCUAAUCAUGCUGUCUCUUUCUGGAAGACAAACAAUAGUAAUACACUGACAGAUAAAUACUAUUUCUUGAGAAAUAUGUGGUUAUACCAUAUACAAUGCACAUGUUUUACAGUACUUACCACAUAUGGAACAAUUGCAAUUGAACCUACAAAGGGUUAUGUAUUUCAAACUGUUACUUCUACAGUGGGAUACAUAAAGUACCAAAUGGUUGCAGUCACAGUCAAUAAAACCCCUGGUAGGAUGGGUGAUAGAUAGAAUGUUCAAUAAAAUAUACAAACUGAGUAUUUUGUCAUAUAAACUAUAUUGAACAUAUAAUUUGCCAAAUUGGUAUACUAUUUGGAAUGUGGAAUUUUCAUAAACCAAUCUGUAAACAGUCAAGUUUAGCUAGAUAUUUGUUUAUACAUGUUGCUGAUGAUUUCAAUUGAUAGUGUAUGUACCAGGUCACUUCUCCUCUGCAACGUAAGGGUGUGACUCUGUAAUGACAAAAUGGCUUUGUUACGAAAGUAUGCUUAAAUAUGUCAAAAGUAUUUGAGAAAGCGCACCAAACAGACCUAUUGGCCGGAUUUUGAGUGGUACAAUGUGUGGUUACCAUCGUUAGACUAAAUAGGUAAGGUACUGUACGUCAUCAUUGCAUUUCUCUGAAACCAUCUCUCCACACCAGCCAACAUCAUGGCAGCAUUAGGACUCCUAUGGCUUGUGGCCUGUGAGUAUUUUCUACUUUUCAAGUAAUCUUUUUAAUUAUUUUCAUAUUUAGGUUAAUUUCCUGAACAAAAUACAUUCCCUAAGUGUGUUAAUUUUUCCAUGAAGCCACAGCAUCCAUCCUUGUCAAAUGUGAAGACGCAAAUUCUGAACACAAAAGUAAAGUAUUUCUGUAUAUAUUAUUUGGUAAUUAGUGAUUCGUGUUUCGUCAAUCAGUGUAUAAAAUACAGUAUAUACUUUUAAAACGCAAAUUAUCUUCUUAAUAAUAAACUCACUUACACUUACGGGAAAUUCUAACUUUCAAAAAAUGUUUUAAGGGUUCACACCUUAUUGGUAUUUUUUUUAUGCAGAGAUCUACCCAGCAAAGAUCUUUGGACCGUCUAAUGUGGCUGAAGGGGUAAAAGUCUAUUUUAAAUGUAGCACUACUGGCAUCAGAGGACACCAGGACAAUGUAAAUGUUUACCUUUGCAAGAAUGGAGUUGGGAUAAGAAUUGCAGCGCUGGACAACAGUGAAGAUGUAACCAUUUUCACCAUGAAGGAUGUUACAAAAGAAGACUCAGGCAACUACAGCUGUGUUUACAGCAGAGAUAAACUUCUACCCAGGCAAUUGACGUCAACAGGGGAGAAUUUAGUAGUCUUUAAGGUCGAUGGAGAAUGGAAAGGUAAGAUUCUGUCAAUAUUUGUGUAUAAUGUAUGUUUGUAAUGAUAAGAUUGCUAUCCAUACUGUAUAUUUGUCCAUUUGUUGCAGUGCAGUUUGAAUAUUUGUCAUUCAGACACAUUUUCAGCCAAUAUAUUGCUUUGUAAAGAAAGGCUACGUACUCAAGACUCAGCAUCAAGUAAAACACCAGCUUCUACUUUACACCAGAGUCUAAUAUAUCAAUGGUCUUCACAGAGGGGCCAGAGAGUGGAGAAGAAGUUGGGGAAGCAUAUGGAGUUGAACAUGUGAGACUGGUCAAUGUAAUCCGAUUGAUAAGUUCAGCUGUUGUGGUCAUACUUCUUCUAACUCUAUUGACUGUUAGUUACUGCUGUCCAAAAAGGUAGGCUAAUCAUAAUGUCGCUUUCUGGAGGAGACAAACAUUAAUGAACUGACAGAUAAAUACUUUUUCUUGAGAAAUAUGUGGUUAUAACCAUAUAAAAUACAUGUUUUACUGUACUUACCACAUAUGGAACAAUUGUAAUUGAACCUACAAAGGGUUAUGCAUUUAAAACUGUUACUUCUACAGUGGGACACAUAAAGUACCAAAUGGUUGCACACACAGUCAGCUGAAUCUCUGACUGGUAGGAUGGGUGAUAGGUAAAGUGUUCAAUAAACUAUACAAACUGAGAAUUUUAUCAUAUCAACUGUAUUGAACUUGUAAUUUGCUAAAUUGGUUUACUGUUUGGAAUGUGGAAUAUGGCAUUUUCAUAAAUCAACCUAUUAACAGUGAAGUUUAUCAACAUGUUAUUAUUGUUCUUUGGCGUGAAAUGAACAGUUUAGUAACAUAAGAUAUUUGUUUAUAUGUUGAAACUGUAGAUUAGACCACUAGCAGUUCUGCAAGGAAAACCUGUUCAUAUUACUGUAAAAGUGAUAGUAAAUAAAUAAACAAAUUUGAUAUAAAAUUCUACAUGUUUAUGAUGAUUUCAUUUGACGUCUAUAUGGGCCUGUAUGUACCAGACUGUCUUCCUUAAUGGCACUCCUCUUGAACAUAAGGGUGUGACCACUGGCGUAGGGGAAACCUCCGCAGCCCCCAUAAGGCGGGCGGCCCACAAGCUUUGGGGGCCCAUGCGCCCGUCAUCUCACACCUAUGUCUAAAUUGUAUUACUUUUUAAAAUAAAUAAUUUUGACAGUAACCCUCCUUUUUAAUUUCCACAUGUAGCAAGUGAAGUAUUUGUGUUGUCCAGUCUACAUGGUAGUAGGUGAGUCAGACAGACAAUAUAGUUUUCAUGCAUCUAAUUAGCCUAUUUCUCAGGGGCAUCCCGCCUCGGCCUCCUCACCUACUGGGUAUCAAGUUUUAAAAAGUUACGUGAAUCAGGUCAUAUUCGGAUGGAGAGUGAUAAACAAAAUACCAAGUGGCAGUGGCGGUGCGUGGGUAAAAUCACCAGGGAAGGCAAGCCCCCCACCCCCCCAAAAAAAAUAAGUCAUAUUACAACCUAUGUUGUGAUAAUUGCGUUGUUUGCUCUACAACCUGUUAGUUCAUAUGCCUUGACAACGUGAUAUAUAGGCCUAAGGCCGAGACAAUAAGAAGACACAGUGGCAGAAUAAAUUCAACCACACAUUUGUUUCGUUACAAAACCGGAGAGCAACAUCUGUCCGGUGAAGUCCACAAAGCAUAUUGCAUGUAACAAACAGUUACAUUACCUACAGCAUGGUCAAGCAAGGUAAUGUUUCCGACAUUUUCGUACUACUAAACAACUAUUGAUUUAGAACCACUGAAAGUUACCUUAAGUCGCAAGAAAACAAGAGCUGCCUCCACUAUUCCAGCACCAUUUCAACAUCAUCUAAUCACCUAUGCUUAGUCUAAUACAGUGACAACUAAAAGAUACCAAAAACUAUUUAGUCCAAUCAACGUAAGCUAAAUAUGAUGUGGCUGUCCAUGGUACUGAUUUCUGUGUGUGUGUGUAGGCAAGUAGAAAAAACAUGUUGACUCACCCUACUUGUAUAGAAACGGCAAUGCCAUCCUCCUCUUUCAUGUUGCCUAAACGGUCCAUGACUCUGUCAUACUGUACACGCUUUUAGUGUUUGUUGUCCUAUGCUACCUGGCUAAAAUGCUUGCUCGCUAGCCUAACUUCCUUUCAUGGGCAACGAUGCACCAGGCCAGCUAGUUAACAGUAUCAUACUACAUCUAGCUACAUGUUGAACUUCCAUCCUCUCAGGCCAGGGGCACAAUGUAUGAAUACGCUGUUAUAAUCAUUGGCCAGCACGGAGAAUGAAGUAAAACCACAUGUCCAAAUCCCUAUCUCCAUCCAUGGUUAAUUUAGAAAAGGGAUGAUUUUAGCUAGCUAGCCACCAGAGGACAACGACACAACGAAAUGCAACAAUUCAAGUUUUUUUCUGUCAAUGACGUUUGGCUUCUGAUGUGAUGUGAUUGAUCUGAAGCCAAAUCCAAACUGGCUUCCCUUGACACUUUUUAUUUUGAUGCACCAGGACCAUUCACAGCUGAGCUCAUUCAGUUUAGCUCAAUGCUGAUUGGUUAUUAUUAUUAUUAAAACAUAUUAUCAAGGGAGGCCAAAUGCUCGCUGGCUUCCCUUGCAGUCAAUGCUACAGGCAAAAUCCUAUUUGAUCAAGCUCAUGCCAAAUUAACGAAGAUAACCACAUCAGCAAAGCUACCACCUCGUCCUCGACUGAUGAAACACCAUCACUGGUGGAAGCUAGUAGGCCUAUUUGUAUGCAGCAGUUAACACUAGCAGCCUCUCAGUCCUGACAGAGACAUCACUUCCCGGCCCAGGAAAUGACAGCGGCCUUGCUCCUCCUCUUUUUCCUCCCCUCGAAAAUAUUGACAGUUCUCCACAGAUAUUUAAAUGGAUGUAUAAGUGUGAAGCAUCCAGUUGGCAUUUUCACCCACGACAAAAUAUGGUGAUGAGAGGAAGCCCUGUGGCCGACAAUAGGAGAAGAUGGAGCCAGAUGGAUUUUGGCUGAUAUUAUGCAAAUGUAAUAAUCUAUGAAACAUUUGAUCUCAAUACAGUUAUCUGUUCCCAAAGCUAAUAAUAAUAUGCCAUUUAGCAGACGCUUUUAUCCAAAGCGACUUACAGUCAUGCGUGCAUACAUUUUUUUUGUGUAUGGGUGGUCCCGGGGAUCGAACCCACUACCUUGGCGUUCAACGCGCCGUGCUCUACCAGCUGAGCUACAGAGGACCACAGCUAGAAUAUGUUACGAACAGAUUGGACUAAAUUUAGUAGAUUUAACCCUUUGCCAAAGUAAAAAACGCACACUUCACAGACUAGGCGUUCCCUAACGGAAAUAUGCAAAUACAUGCUAGAACGCGCCAAUAGGAUCUCGCUAGCUCCUGCUUGGCUCUUCCCCCCUCCUUGCUUGUUCUGCUCACUAUGACUCAUUUGUUCCCAUUGGAAACGACAGGCUGUGGUCGACCUUGGGAUAGUUAUAAAAAUCUUUGGUUCAUCUAGCGAGAGUGCCAGUCCUCCUUCUACGCCUUCUCCUGACGACUGCCAGAAACCCAGGGUCGCUCAUGAAAGCAACCCCCCUUCUGAGAACACUGAUAAGCCUACGAGUGAUGAGACAGGAAGCCCUGACAGCGUGGAGUCCGAGUUUCAAUGUGUAAUAUAAAUAGGCUACCAGCUAAUACUGUAUACAGCUAUAGAUAGACUAGUAGGCUAGACUGCGUUGUCUGCAUAAUUAAACAAUCCCUAGUAAGCUAUUGUUUUGACAGCGGAAUGAUUGUAUUAUUUGGCAUUAAUAGACUGGUUUUAUACAGCAGAAACUUUCAAUCCAAGCUGCGAGAGAGCGCGAGGCCGGUAACGCCUUGAUCACACCGACAGCAUCAAUGCACAAAAUAGUAAGCAGCAUCAUCUGGAUAUGUGUGCAACAAAAGUUCAACAUUCACCUUCUGCUACCAUUUCUGUCAAGCCGUCUACGCAUACAGUUUGACGCAUACGUUCGAUAAAUCCAACUUAUGCGCCACACAGAACGCACUGCAACUGCCUCUGCAACGCAAUGCUGCAAGGCAAACAAAUGUACAUCUGGUGUAACCAAAAUGCAAUGACGUUGUCGGUGUGAUCGAGAAGAAAGAGACAAUUUAUGCUUGAUCCGAAAAUGUGGUCGGAGGUGCCAUAUGGAGGGUGUGAAGCAGUUGGCAUGCAGAGGCUAAAUCUAGCUCCGUACAACAUUGCCGUGCACCUCUCAAAUGUUGUAACAAUGCGGAGGGCUCCAUAUAGCUCCGCAUUGACAACAUUUGUUGACGGUAGGUGGGGGCGGGAGGUCCUGUAUAAACACAGACUCACUUCCUUGACAACUUCCCUCUCAACAGCUCUGCUCCACAAAGAGCAAGAAGUAUGAAUGCCCUCACUUCUGCAGAGGCCGUAUCACAGUAAAUGCUGUAGGGCCACUGCAGACGAGGGAUUGACCAUGCAUAGCCUUUGAGGUAGGCUAUCAGCCUACAGGACAGUUGUAUAUUUACAGUUGUACAUUUGAAAGCUAAUAGGAAGACUGUGUUACACAUUGCAAAAAGAUCUAACACUGUCACUCCCCAUAGUUUACAAAGCUUAAAACAGACUCAAAUAUCAAAUGUUGUUUAAAACAAAUGUCCACUUGAGAAACCCAACCUACACCAUUAGUCGCUAAAUAUGAAUCCCACAGCCUCUACUCUCUAACUUUACUGAUACAGUUAUCAAGGUGGCAGUGUACUAGAAAGUCAAAGAAGAUGAUAAAGUAGUAACCCUCUAUCAGGAUUAGACCCAUCCGUUUUAUACAUUUUGGAUAAUGUUUUACAGCUUUGUCAUUCUUUUAUUUUUAUUUUUUUAUCAGCUUAUUUAAUUAUUUCAUAUAUUUUACAUGUGAUAAAGCCACACAGAGGUCCAGAGAUUAUUACAGACACCUGUGAUAAUCUGAAGUAGAUUACAUAAAAUCCUUGAAAGAUACCAAUAUGCUGGUAGUUAACUGGUAAACUUUGAAAGUUUCCAAUAAUAUACCCUACCUUUGCAACCCUAAAUCUGAUUGAUAUGUUCAGAUAUGGUCAUACUUCUACUGACUGUAGUGACUGUUAGUUACUGAUGUCCGUAAGAAGUAGGCUAAUCAUGCUGUCUCUUUCUGGAAGACAAACAAUAGUAAUACACUGACAGAUAAAUACUAUUUCUUGAGAAAUAUGUGGUUAUACCAUAUACAAUGCACAUGUUUUACAGUACUUACCACAUAUGGAACAAUUGUAAUUGAACCUACAAAGGGUUAUGUAUUUCAAACUGUUACUUCUACAGUGGGAUACAUAAAGUACCAAAUGGUUGCAGUCACAGUCAAUAAAACCCCUGGUAGGAUGGGUGAUAUAUAGAAUGUUCAAUAAAAUAUACAAACUGAGUAUUUUGUCAUAUAAACUAUAUUGAACAUAUAAUUUGCCAAAUUGGUAUACUAUUUGGAAUGUGGAAUUUUCAUAAACCAAUCUGUAAACAGUCAAGUUUAGCUAGAUAUUUCUUCAUACAUGUUGCUGAUGAUUUCAAUUGAUAGUGUAUGUACCAGGUCACUUCUCAUCUGCAACGUAAGGGUGUGACUCUGUAAUGACAAAAUGGCUUUGUUACGAAAGUAUGCUUAAAUAUGUCAAAAGUAUUUGAGAAAGCGCACCAAACAGACCUAUUGGCCGGAUUUUGAGUGGUACAAUGUGUGGUUACCAUCGUUAGACUAAAUAGGUAAGGUACUGUACGUCAUCAUUGCAUUUCUCUGAAACCAUCUCUCCACACCAGCCAACAUCAUGGCAGCAUUAGGACUCCUAUGGCUUGUGGCCUGUGAGUAUUUUCUACUUUUCAAGUAAUCUUUUUAAUUAUUUUCACAUUUAGGUUAAUUUCCUGAACAAAAUACUUUCCCUAAGUGUGUUAAUUUUUUCCAUGAAGCCACAGCAUCCAUCCUUGUCAAAUGUGAAGACGCAAAUUCUGAACACAAAAGUAAAGUAUUUCUGUAUAUAUUAUUUGGUGAUUAGUGAUUCGUGUUUCGUCAAUCAGUGUAUAAAAUACAGUAUAUACUUUUAAAAUGCAAAUUAUAUUCUUAAUAAUAAACUCACUUACACUUACGGGAAAUUCUAUCUUUCAAAAAAUGUUUUAAGGGUUCACACCUUAUUGGUAUUGUUUUUAUGCAGAGAUCUACCCAGCAAAGAUCUUUGGACCGUCUAAUGUGACUGAAGGGGUAAAAGUCCAUUUUAAAUGUAGCACUACUGGCAUCAGAAGACACCAGGACAAUGUAAAUGUUUACCUUUGCAAGAAUGGAGUUGGGAUAAGAAUUGCAGCGCUGGACAACAGUGAAGAUGAUACUAUUUUCAUCAUGAAGGAUGUUACAAAAGAAGACUCAGGCAACUACAGCUGUGUUUACAGCAGAGAUAAACUUCUACCCAGUGAAUUGAAGUCAACAGGGGAGAAUUUAGUAGUCUUUAAGGUCGAUGUAGAAUGGAAAGGUAAGAUUCUGUCAAUAUUUGUGUAUAAUGUAUGUUUGUAAUGAUAAGAUUGUUAUCCCAUACUGUAUAUUUGUCCAUUUGUUGCAGUUGCAGUUUGAAUAUUUGUCAUUUCAGACACAUUUUCAGCCAAUAUAUUGCUUUGUAAAGAAAGGCUACGUACUCAAGACUCAGCAUCAAGUAAAACACCAGCUUCUACUUUACACCAGAGUCUAAUACAUCAAUGGUCUUCAAAGAGGGACUAAAGAAUGUGGGAGCAAGAGUGGCAGCAGCCUUGGUCCUCCUGUUUCUGAUGCUGUCUGUACUGCUGUUACUGUGGAGGUACUGGGGGAUCCUGAAACAA